This is a messenger RNA of Magnolia sinica, 1537 nucleotides long. RefSeq names its product zinc finger CCCH domain-containing protein 28-like. The record is from RefSeq and is a predicted model, not a curated record. Lineage: Eukaryota; Viridiplantae; Streptophyta; Magnoliopsida; Magnoliales; Magnoliaceae. The transcript has 9 exons. The coding region runs from base 93 to 935 and encodes 280 amino acids. Gene Ontology annotation, biological process: regulation of alternative mRNA splicing, via spliceosome. Gene Ontology annotation, cellular component: nucleoplasm; cytoplasm. Gene Ontology annotation, molecular function: RNA binding; metal ion binding.
CUGAACGAGGCUGGUCGCUGUAUAAAUCCCUUUCUCCCUCCAUUUUACCUUCCAAAAAAAAGCCUCCCUCCCUCUCUUCGUCUCUCUUUGGGAUGGCCUCAAACUCACCUUCAAAACGCAAAAGAUCGCGUUCUCCAAACCCUAGUCCGGUAAGCUCCCCCGACAAUCCCGAAAACUGCAGCGAUUCCGAACUCUCCAGAUCAAAAUCCAGAAGGAAAUUCGACCUCUCCGUUGACGUCUGCAAAGACUACAUCAGAGAUCACUGCAGACGCUCUAUUAUCGACUGCAAAUUCGCACAUCCCCACCCUUCCGUCACUAUUGAACGGAACAAAGUCAUAGCAUGCGCCGAUUCACUUCGGAAUCAGUGUUUCCGAGGAAGAACAUGUCGCUACUACCAUCCUCCACCUCAUAUACAAGAGUCACUCAGGUUGGCAGCUGGUAUACAGGAAGUCAAAGUUGAAAUGGUAUGUAGGGAUUUUAUGAGGGGUCGAUGCUUAAGAGAACCAAAUGAAUGCCGAUAUGCUCACCAUUCUCCUGCCAUUGACGACCAUGCCAUUGUUUGCCAGGACUUUUUACAUGGAAAAUGCAAACGGAAAUCUUGUCGAUACUCUCAUGUUUUAGCUCAUGGAAUGCCUCAGCAACAUGGAGCACCUAUGAAGUCUCCUGGUUCUCGGCUUCAACUUGGAGAUGAUGCUACAACCUUACCUGUGUGCAAGGACUUCCUCAAGAGAAAUUGUUCUCGUGAUUCUUGUAAAUUUGCUCAUCCUGAUCUUUGCACUGAGCUUUGUUUUCCACAGGUAAUUGACAACCAAGUAGAAGUCUGUCGUGACUUCCUCCGAGGAACCUGUCGUCGAACUGGUUGCCGUUUCUAUCACCCAUUGGCUACAACUAGUACCGCAAUGUCCAGUGGACUCAAAAGUCUGCCAUUGUGCUAACCAUGGAUGAAGCGUUCCAGCAACAAGGAUGUUUAAGACAUACAGGAGGGUGCCAAGGUAUAUUAUCCACCAAGCAUACUCCAAAGUUUUUUUCUUGUAUUGUGGAAAUGCUCCAUUUGAUGAGCUUCCCUUAUCUGCCAUUGAAGUUAACAGAAUGACUUGCUGUAUUACUUCAGUCUUUUGCUGCUGCCGCUGCCGCUGCUGCCUGCUGCACUGGCAAAUUGACUGCUAAAUUGUUGCAUGCUCACGCGCAAUAUCAAUUUUCAAAUGCCCUCCGAAGGUUACUUAUAUUUGACAGCUUGCCUUCACUUUGUGAUACGAGUCACUGCUAAAUAUGCCUUUGAAGUUUAUGCUUGGAUAUUCCACCUCUCUGGCAUGAUGGAAGUUAUGGUGGCAUGUAGAUUGCAUGCUUGUACGCCUGUGUGAGCUUAGCAAAGCUAGUCUGGGUUGUUUUUAGUCAUCAAAUGUAGUUUUGAAUCGAUCUCGAAUUGGUGGGAAAGGCUAAGAAGAUGAUGUUGAGAUGGAAUGUAUUUUAUUAAGUUUCUGUGAACUACCCUUAGUUUCUAAGUUUCCAAAUGAAAGUUCCAUUUCCGGUUGAUGUC